AUUUUCUGUGUACUUUGAAAUUUACGGACACAAGUCGACAUGUUUUGAAGGGAACGUUUCGGCGUCUCUCCUGAAGCUUUUUUGUAUUUGGAAUAUAUCCGCCUCCAUCAUGAAGCUCGUAAGGUUUCUUAUGAAGUUGAGCCAUGAGACAGUCACCAUUGAACUGAAGAAUGGCACACAAGUACAGGGCACCAUAACAGGUGUGGACGUGGCCAUGAACACUCACCUCAAGAGUGUGAAGAUGACCCUCAAGAAUCACGACCCGGUGAGCUACGACACUCUCACCAUCCGUGGCAACAACAUCCGCUACUUCAUCCUGCCAGAGUCCCUGCCGCUGGAGAACCUGCUCAUUGACGAUGGACCCAGGGCAAGGAAGGGACGCGCUGACCGUGGCAGAGGUGUGGGAGGGCGAGGACGAGGGCGAGGUGGGCGCGGCAGGGGUCGUGGUGGGCCGAGAGGCAGGGGGCGAGGUGGACCGCCACGCCGCUGAUCUCCUCUGCUGUCCUGCUAAGGAAGAACGACAACAACAACAACAGAAACAGCAGCAGCAGCAGCAACUCACCCCAGUACAAAGGAGGGAACUGUGGGACAAGGAGCGAGUAAGGGAAGUUUCUCUCCUGUAAAGACAGUUUCCCGUUCCACAGAUUUUCUUCUACUUUUGUCUUAGUUCCCUGUUGUCUUCAGCCUGUCUGGGGAGGUUUACUUUUCCACUUUCUUUGAUAUACUGUAGGUAUGUAUGUAUGUAUGUAUGUUAGAGACAGGUUUAUGAUUCUCUCUCUCUCUCUCUCUCUCUCUCUCUCUCUCUCUCUCUCUCUCUCUCUCUCUCUCUCUCUCUCUCUCUCUCUCUCUCUCUCUCUCUCUUUUAAUUUUUUUUCUCUAGAAGUCAGAAUUUUAGUUUUCUUGUACUUUUUGUAACAUGUGACUAGUGCAGGCUGGUUUGAAGAGCAGUGUAUAUCAGCCACAUGCUGCAUUUCAGCAUGAUUAAUAAAUAUUUUUUUCUUUUA
Molecule: messenger RNA, 1004 nt
Organism: Portunus trituberculatus (swimming crab)
Lineage: Eukaryota; Metazoa; Arthropoda; Malacostraca; Decapoda; Portunidae
Gene: SmD1
Product: probable small nuclear ribonucleoprotein Sm D1
Exons: 4
Coding region: 110-490 (126 amino acids)
Biological process (GO): RNA processing; spliceosomal snRNP assembly
Cellular component (GO): commitment complex; U1 snRNP; spliceosomal tri-snRNP complex
Molecular function (GO): RNA binding
Source: RefSeq, a predicted model, not a curated record